GGUGGCUGCUGAACCGCAGUGGGGAGAGACGCUCCGAGGCAAGCGGCGGCGGUCCAGGCCCGGCCCCUGCUCCCUCCCGCCCCGGCCCCGGCUCACCGGCCCCUCCUCGCCCCUCGCAGCCCCAGCGGCGAGCCCGCAGCAGGCGCCCCUCCCGACGCAGCAGCGGCAGCAUGUCUGUGGUCGGCAUCGACCUCGGCUUCCUCAACUGCUACAUCGCCGUGGCGCGGAGCGGCGGCAUCGAGACCAUCGCCAACGAGUACAGCGACCGCUGCACCCCGGCAUGUAUAUCUUUAGGAGCCAAAACUCGAGCCAUUGGGAAUGCAGCCAAAAGCCAGAUUGUUACAAAUGUAAGAAAUACAUUACAUGGCUUCAAAAAACUUCAUGGACGGUCUUUUGAUGAUCCCAUUGUGCAAACUGAAAGGGUCAAGCUUCCCUAUGAGCUUCAGAAAAUGCCAAAUGGAAGUACAGGAGUUAAGGUACGAUACCUAGAAGAAGAUAGGCCUUUUGCAAUUGAGCAGGUCACUGGAAUGCUAUUGGCCAAGCUUAAGGAGACUUCAGAAAAUGCUUUGAAGAAGCCUGUGGCAGAUUGUGUGAUUUCAAUUCCUAGUUUCUUCACUGAUGCUGAGAGAAGGUCCGUGAUGGCAGCUGCCCAAGUUGCUGGCUUAAAUUGUUUAAGGCUGAUGAAUGAGACCACUGCAGUUGCACUAGCUUAUGGGAUUUAUAAGCAAGAUCUUCCACCUCUAGAGGAAAAACCAAGAAAUGUAGUAUUUAUCGAUAUGGGGCAUUCUGCCUACCAAGUCUCAGUUUGUGCUUUUAACAAGGGAAAACUUAAGGUCUUGGCUACUACCUUUGAUCCGUAUCUUGGUGGCAGGAACUUUGAUGAUGCUUUAGUAGAUUACUUCUGUGAUGAGUUCAAGGCCAAGUACAAACUGAAUGUGAAAGAGAAUUCUCGAGCCCUGUUGCGCUUAUACCAAGAAUGUGAAAAGCUAAAGAAACUGAUGAGUGCAAAUGCGUCUGAUCUGCCAUUGAACAUCGAGUGUUUCAUGAAUGACCUUGAUGUGUCUAGUAAAAUGAACAGGGGUCAAUUUGAACAGCUCUGUGUUUCUCUCUUGGCCAGAGUGGAACCACCUUUAAAAGCUGUAAUGGAACAAGCAAACUUGAGCCGUGAUGACAUAAAUAGUAUAGAGAUUGUGGGAGGGGCGACCCGCAUCCCUGCAGUGAAGGAGCAGAUCACCAAGUUCUUCCUUAAAGACAUCAGCACCACAUUAAAUGCUGACGAAGCUGUUGCAAGGGGGUGUGCAUUGCAGUGUGCCAUUCUUUCGCCGGCCUUUAAAGUUCGUGAAUUUUCCAUCACAGAUGUUGUUCCCUAUUCGAUAACAUUAAGGUGGAAGUCAUCUUUUGAGGAUGGAACUGGGGAAUGUGAAGUGUUCUGCAAGAAUCAUCCUGCUCCAUUCUCAAAAGUCAUUACCUUUCACAAGAAGGAACCAUUUGAAUUAGAAGCAUAUUAUACCCAUCCACAUGAAGUGCCUUAUCCUGAUCCCCGAAUUGGGAACUUCACUAUUCAGAAUGUUUUUCCCCAGUCUGAUGGUGACAGUUCCAAAGUGAAGGUUAAAGUACGUGUUAAUAUCCAUGGUAUCUUCAGUGUGGCUAGUGCAUCGGUAAUUGAGAAGCAAAGUUUGGAAGGGGACCACAGUGAUAUACCUAUGGAAACAGAGUCAUCAUUUAAGAAUGAAGGCAAAGAUGAGAUGGAAAAAAUGCAGGUUGACCAAGAAGAAGGCCAUCAGAAAGGCCAUGCUGAGCACAGUCCAGAAGAGGAAAUUGAUCACACGGGCGCCAAGACAAAGCCAGCUCCUUCAGACAAGCAAGAGCGAGCAAACCAGAACAUUAAAAAAGGAAAAGUCAAGAGUAUUGAUUUGCCCAUCCAGAGUAGCCUGCACAGACAGCUGGGCCAGGAUCUCAUCAACAGUUACAUAGAAAAUGAGGGAAAGAUGAUCAUGCAGGACAAAUUAGAGAAAGAAAGAAAUGAUGCCAAGAAUGCUGUUGAGGAGUAUGUGUAUGAUUUCAGAGACAAACUGUGCAAUGUCUAUGAAAAAUUCGUCACUGCAGAAGAUUCAAGUAAACUGUCUUCAAUGUUAGAAGAUACUGAAAAUUGGCUUUAUGAAGAUGGACAAGAUCAGCCAAAACAAAUUUAUGUGGACAAACUUCAUGAAUUAAAGAAAUUUGGCCAACCUAUUCAAACUAGGUACAUAGAACAUGAAGAGAGACCAAAAGCUUUAAAUGACUUGGGGAAGAAGAUCCAGCUGCUUAUGAAAGUGGUAGAAGCAUUUAAGAAUAAGGAUGAAAAAUAUGAUCACUUAGAAGCUGCUGACAUGGAAAAGGUGGAAAAAUUUAUCAAUGAAGCCAUGAAUUGGUUGAAUAGUAAGAUGAAUGCACAGAACAAAUUAAGCCUCACUCAAGACCCUGUGGUGAAAGUAGCAGAUAUAGUUGCAAAAGCCAAGGAGCUGGAGAAUUUUUGUAACCCCAUCAUUUACAAGGCCAAACCCAAAGUGGAGGUUUCUGAAGACCAAGCGAAAGCAAACGGUGAACACAAUGGACCGAUGAAUGGACAGAGUGGAACUGAAAGUAAGCCUGAUGCCACCAAGGAAAGCUCCGCGCAUGCUAAACCUUCUACUACAGAGAUGGAAGUGGACUAAGGCUCCAGGGUCUCCAUCACGUACUCAGUGCAAGUAACCGCAGGGCCCAUUCUUCUUUGCAUCUGGGACACACAACAGAUGUUCCAUUGUUCUUAGCCAUUUUUGUCAUUUGUUCUUUGCAGUAGUUUUGAAAAGUGUUUUAUAUCGAGUGCACCUCUGAUGUUCAUUUCCAAUGAUUAAUGCUGCUUAGGUGAAGCUUUAGCUGAAUAGAUUGUAUAAGUCAGUUUAAGCUUUCCUGAUGUAUCUUAUAUCAAACUUGCAGAAUUGAUAGAAAGAUGGCAACAAUCUACCUUAUUUAAAGCUUCUUUUGUGGAAACCUCAGCUCCUUUAUUCAGAAAAGGAUACUGUAUUGCACUACUGAUGCGGAAGUGUAGAUUUAAUUGCAUCGUUAUUUUUGAAAAACAAAUUGGAAUUGAAGUGGUUUAAAGCCAUUGAAGCACUGACCUUUUUCUAGUUGUUGUAUUGUUAUAAUUUAAAUAUUAAAACAAAUAAGAGGUUAGCUGACAAAUUAGUCCAUCUCAUUGAUGUACUGUGAGAAAUUCAAGGUUUUCUUGUCAUUGUCACACAAAUGAACAAAAACAUGAAUUUCAUAAAGAAAAGACAAUUUUGAGUUGUGGUGACACCAGCAAUAUAUUUCCUUUACCAAAAACACGGCUUUGAUUUCUUGCUCGCCAUUUUACCUUUACUUUGCUAGAGAUGACCUGCUUUGGCUGAAGACAAGCUUGCCUGCUAUGGCUGCUGAUGCCACUAAAAUGUUAGCUUAAUGACUUAGGGGAUUUUUUCAGAGAAAAUAACUAUCUAGCUAGCUUAGAGAAAAAAGCAUUGCUCACUUUAGUCGGGCUUGCCACCUCUGGUCUUGGCAACUUUCUUUAGACUUAAAUGGUACUUAGGUGUUUAAAGAUGUCCAGCGAGCGAGAAGCAGCACAACACUUGGCUCUACCAGUCUCCCACCACUCAUUAACAGUACAGUUCACGUUGUCACACUUUGGAGCACAAGGGAGCCCCUCUGCUAGUCUCUGGACAGUCUUGUGGUACCUGGUGUCGUAUAGACUGUUAUUGCAUAAUACAAACUAGCAAAAUUAAGCUUUUCUUUAUAAUUUCUGCAAUUAUGUGAUCCAUUCAAAACUGGGCCCUCCAAUCUGAUGCUUCUGAUUCAAAUUAAUUGUGAAGGGGGCUCUAAGUUACCCAUACAGUCUUUUUAUGAACACAUCUGUGCUUUUUAACCAUCUGACUUACCCCUAGUGGCCCAGUACUGUCCCAAAACCUAAGCCACCAAAUUGACUAUGAACACACGUUGAAAUGAUUUAAACACCAUAGGAAAAGCAUAGAAAAAAAUCUUCAGCUGUUUGAGGUAACUGUAGAUAUCACAUUAGGGUGAUAGGAUCUAGUUAGUGCUAGGUAGAUAUGCCUAUGUUUAAAAUUUGAUGUUUUUUUCUAUACCUAUGCAAAUCAAAAGUUCUGAGCACAGUGUCUUCAGAGAUUAUUCAGUGUUUCUCAAAAUGAGUUCUCAUUAGAAUAGGGAUGUUUUAUUGUGACAGUGUAGUCUGGGCUAAAAGAAGUGUUGUGUCGCCAUGGUAUUUUAUGUGGGGAUUUAAUGUCCACACAACCUGAGGUGUUGACAUCUCAAAAUACCUUCCAUUUUUCAUACUGUCUCUCGUUUUAAUCCUGUUAAUGGGAUUUAAAUAUAACUACUAUAGAAUUAUAAUUGAAACAGUUAUGAUCACUUGUUCUUUCCAUUUGUUUGUUUUGGCUUGAACUCAAGGAUGGUGUAAGGUAGUGCCUGAGGACACUGACCACGGGGCAGGGCAUGGAGAAUUUAGUCCUCAAAAGAGAAUCUAAUAAGUAGGAGCGUGGAGCUAAACCUGGGGACCAGACAGCUACUCUUGGGCUUACAGUGUAUCGUAUGUCCAUAUCUUAUAUGUGUGAGUACACAAACACACACGUAGAAAACAUUUGUAUAUCUAUAUCCACACGUAUCCUUAAACAUAUGUGAAGGGCUUUAUACAGAAUAAUUCUGGAUGUCUGAGUAGAGAGAAGAGAGGUCACUCUUAGUAGUUAAGGAUGUACUGAGUUAGACAUAAGAUCUUUUAUCCUAGCUUCUUUCUGGAGGGUGAUGGAGCAGUACACCACCAGUCACUGGUACUUUUGUUUUUUGCCCAAAAGUAUAUUAUAUAGGCCCUUUUCCUAUAAUUUUAUUGGCACUUCUAGACUACUUAGCGAGAUGUUUUUGGAAUUUCUUUCUUAAUAAAUUAUUCAUAAUAUAGAGAUAUUUAUAACACAUAGUGAAAUAGGUCCAUAUGUAGUAUUUAAGACAUAAUCCAAUGUGCUUUUUAAAUUUCUGUACUCUGCUAGAGAAUACUGUCAGAAUAAAAAUGAAUCUACUAUUUAAAAAAUAUAAAUUGUUCAGUCAAAAAAAUGCAUUGCAAGAUUGUCAACCAAAUUAAAACUUUAAAAGCAGUCAGCCUAGGAAAUCUAAAAACUAGAAUUAAUGAGAACUUAUUUGGGUUAUUUUGGCUUUAAAAACCCCAAUUGACAGCUGGUUCCCUAGUGGUUAUUAGGAAGUCGGGUGGGGGGUGGGGGGGAAUGCAGCCAAAAUGGGGCAGGAAAAGAGGAGAGAAAAGACCCGAAAUGACUGAGUCUAUGAAGUGUAGACUGCAUUUUGAGAACACCCCCAAAAUUGGUGCCGUGGAGAAAUGGGCAGUCUGAGUAAGACAGCCAGUUUGAAAAAAGGAAGGGGGAGGGUAAUGAUUUUCCUUUUGUUUGUUUAAAGGAAACUUAAGGGCAAAGCAAUACAUUGUGGGUUUUUUCCCCUCCACAAAACAGUAUUCUGUAUUAAAAUUCUUAACUUUUAUGGCCUUUGAGAUGAUCCCUAGAAGCUUUGUUAAUUUUCCAUAAAGGAAUAAAAAUGUGCCGGCAUUCUAGGUUAAUUAAUUUUAAUAUAAAUGAUUAAAAGGAAUAUUCCCUGGGGCAAGGCAAUGUUUAACUUAUGAGGGAUCAAAACCUCUAGGGGAGGAAAAAUGUUUUUUUAUUAGAAAACCCUAGAGACCCAGUUCUUAGUACUAUAAAAAACGGAAGCAUUAAAGCAACUCAAGAUAGCUUUAUUUAAAGACAGUAAGAUAGUGCAUAAACUGUUAUUUUUGUUUAGCUCUCUUUAGACAUGGCCACUGCUAUUUUUAAGUGUGCUUUUCCCAAUCCAUUUAAAUUAUUUUAAAGGCCUACAUCCUUUGCAUCCUAUUAGAAUUGGUUCUGAGCUUAUCUUAUAUAUAGUUAGUAUUAGUAGUUGACAAAUACUUUUAUAUUUUUUAUGAUAAACUUUAACAUGUUUAUACAUAUUUCCUUGCAUGUAAGGAAUAAAUCCUUACAUAAAACCCAUAACAUUUCAUAAAGUAUAACCAAAUUAAUAUUAAUAGACAGGAAACAAAUGAAUUUGUUUUAUCUCCAUUCCACAUCAGACAGUGGCUUUUUUUGCUUUUUCUUGUUUCGUUUUUGUUUUGUAUAUUUGGAAUUAUUUGUGUAGACACAUCCAUUCAUGUAGUUAAGUCAGGGUAUAUACAGUUAGGAUUCUUCUGAGUCUACAAAUAUGAAAUCCAUUAUGUUAUAUAGUGGUAGAAUAGAUUUUGAACAUUUUAUGAAAUUAAUAGGACAAGGGAUAAACUCGUAUUUUUUAGCAGAAACAAUAUGCUCAUACUUUAUGUUUGACAUUUGUAGUGUUUUAAAAUUCAGUGUUUAUGAAAUUUGGUUCUGUGGCAGUUAACUAGAUACUAGAUGCAUAGGUGUUAGGCUUUUAAGCCCUUAUACUUCUUAAUCAUUGGACUUUCUGGUAUGUUUUUGUUUCUUAGCUUUGGGUGAGUUGAUACACUUUAAAUCAGUGAUCACUUUUUAAAGUGAUUUUUUAAACCUUUAAAAGAAUUUCAGUUCUAAUGCAUUUUGCCUUCUCAGAUUACGUUUUGGUUUUGUUAUAAUUAUAACAUAGAAAAUUGCUUAAAACAAAUGGUAAACUUCAGAAGUUAAAGUAUUUUCUGGCCAACAACUGGCUUGAGGAUUCAUUCUGCAACCACUAUAGUUAUGCCUAGUCCAAUCUAUAGAAUAAUAACCAGAACAGUAAUAAAUUUCUAAGAAAACUUUUCAUAGAAAAAGUAGCUCAGUAAAAUAAAUGGAGAUACUGACUUUUUUCCCCCUGCCCCAAAUCAACAAGUCUCAAAGAGCUGCCUUAGAACUAUUUCACUAUAAGUUUUCACUUAAAAUAUUCACCUAAAGCUUUUCUUUGUAUACUUAGAAUGAAAUAAAUUUUCCUACCUUUGAAACUCUGGUUUAACAAUAACCAUUUAUUAUUAACAAUAAUCAUUUCAGUCUUUCUGAAAUGACUUCUUGCUGGCUUCUGUGGUAAUUCCUUCAAAUUAUGGGCCCAUCUGAAGACUUGUGGGAAAAGCUUGCAAUAGGCAACUUUAUGAAGUAUGUGGGGAGGGGGGAAUGUUUUACCAUCAGUAUGCAAGGGAUGUGUGGAUUAGUUAUGGUAAUUUGUAGACAUCUGACAAGUCUACAUAUAAAUAGGAUUUCCAGGGGGUUACCAGAGUUUGAAAGAAGGAUUUUGACGAAUUUUUAUGAAAAAUCCAAGGAGUAAAAAAGGUGAAGUUGUCAGUCAGCCUUUUGGGUCUUAUUGACUUUGAUUCUUUCAACUUUACUAUUAUAUCAACAAAUCAAAUGGGCAGUCAAGGAAAAAAGAGACUAUUUGUACAGUUUCCUUUCCUCCUAUCCUUUGACAAGCCACUUGUUCUUCAAAUAGAUCUCAUUACACCUGACCCAUAACAGUUUUGUGGAUUCUUAAAUGCAGUUGUGCUCUUUAGAAAUGGAAAUACUAUCUUAUUCUUUUGCUAUAAAUAGCUUUUUUAGCCUUUCCAGACUCCAGGAUUUUAUUUGUUAGAAAUGGUUUUCAUUUUUUAAAAAAGAAUUUUGCUUGCAUUUUUUUUUUUAACUUUCUCUUUUUUGUUUUAUUCUCUUGAGUUUCCUUUUCGUUGGACACUAGAUAAUGCACUAAUAUCCAGUUACUCUUCAUGAAUAAUUUACUUUUAGUUUCACUUUUUUAAACUCCUUUUCUAUUCAUCCUUUUCUUCAGGUUUCUGCUCUUGCUUUUUUGCUCAUAUUUUCCUUUAUAAAAAUAAUCUUUGUGUCCCAGUGUAUAAUAUUUCUAAAAGGUACUAAGUAAGAUAAGUAACAGAAAUAUAGGGUUUUUUUUCUUUUACAGUCGAAUCUUUAAAUACUUUAAAGGUGUUCUGAACUAAGAGGAAUAAAAUUUCUAUAUCCAUUAUAUGAAAGAACCAACAUUCCAGGUUUUUUUUUUUUAAUUUAAAAAAGUAGAAAUGUAAAAAGAAAAAGUAAAAAUGUAUUAGUCAAAACUCAAGUAGUCACUUAAAUAUUAGUCUGCAUUUCUUCUCCACAGCUCUUAGUCAUAGGUGUGGUAAAUCCUGAUUGUUUCUUUCCCUUGUUACUAGGAAACUGCAUUUUUUAAAACUUGUUUUUUCUUUUGAAAGGGCUCAUUAGCUAAAUUUUUCCCUAAAUUAUAUUCAAGAGGUGUUUAAAACCUAGAAUAGAGAAGGCAGAAAUUAAAAAUAGAGAUGGGUAUAAAUGAACUUGGAAAAAAUUUUCCAAAUGACAUUCAUUAUUUUUCUUUUAUGACCAACCACAAGAAAAAAUAAAAAUAAAAAAUAAGCAUCACAAGUUACUCAUUGGGGGGGGGGGGGUAUUUACAUUGUUAACUGCAAUUACAAUUGUCCUGUGCUUCUUAGCAGCUUAAUUUCGACUCACUUCUUGUUUUUUCCCCGUGGAAAAGGAAGACAUCAGUGUUGCUCUUGGCUCUUUUUGGCAUAUGAGUCAUCCAGCAAUCUAAGAGGGUAAAUAUGGGAAGCAUUUUGAUAUGCCUCGCCUGAAUUUUGUACGAAGUAAGAAGACAUCUCAUUUGAAAGCACUUGAAUGAGAAUGCUUUUGUGAUCAUGGCAACUUGGUCAAGCUCCUGAGGUGGUGCUAUGUGUUUGGCAGAGAUUUGUUGGAGGGCCUGUGUUAAGAACCUUCCCACGGAAAACUGUGAUCAAACUUGAAUAGCCUGAUGUAUCACUGUGUCUGUAACUCAUGGGAGUGAGAACGCACACACUGUCAAGAAUUCGUCUAAUUAAUUAUAAUGUAGAAUAACCAGUAUGUGGUCCAUUAAUUUUGCCUACUUGACAUGUCAUUUUUAUGCAGUUAACCUUACUAUGAACGGUACACACUCUCAUUUCUGGCAGAUACUGGAAAACAGGUUUGUUUGGAAGAGUUUGAUAAAUGCACCCCAUUCGAUAUGAGGCUAUUUAUUUAAUAUUUUGUCAAUAAAUAUCCUGGCAAAAUAAAACUUGAGACUGCAGUGUUUCUAAAAACUAAGAGGAUAAAUAUAUAAAUGAAUCCUUAUGCAUUUGGUAGUUUCCUAAUGGGAUAGCAAACUAUUAAACCUUGAUGUGCAUAGUAAAUGUUAUACUCUAUCUGCCCAGUCUUGUUUCCUGUCCAUUCUUAGAGUAUUCAUGAUGCAUUUGUGAAUUUUACUUGUUUUUGUUUGUUUGUAAACUGUAGGAUUAUGGCUGUACUUCAGGAUCGAUUAUCAUAAUCAUAAGCCAAUGAAUUUUGAAAUUUCUAAUAGUGUUUUUAGGUGUUUUCCUUUCUACAUUGAAAACAUUCUUUGGGAUUGAGAUAGAGGGAACUCAAGGACGUGCAGAGGUGCUCUCAAUGUUAUAUCUCAACCUUGCUGCUGCUAUUUAUAAUAUUUAAAAAAUAUUUCUCCAUAUUGGUAUUACCAUCAUCUUGUUAACAAACUGCUGUGCUUACAAUAAAUUGUUUAAAUUAGCGAGGAUACAACAA
Dromiciops gliroides (monito del monte) is the source of this 9572-nucleotide messenger RNA. It is a transcript of the gene HSPA4L, whose product is annotated as heat shock protein family A (Hsp70) member 4 like. The transcript has 19 exons. Lineage: Eukaryota; Metazoa; Chordata; Mammalia; Microbiotheria; Microbiotheriidae. Gene Ontology annotation, cellular component: nucleus; cytosol. Gene Ontology annotation, molecular function: ATP binding; ATP-dependent protein folding chaperone. Gene Ontology annotation, biological process: protein folding. The record is from RefSeq and is a predicted model, not a curated record. The coding region runs from base 171 to 2693 and encodes 840 amino acids.